Messenger RNA from Mus caroli (Ryukyu mouse), 1146 nucleotides. The record is from RefSeq and is a predicted model, not a curated record. NCBI's taxonomy places the organism in Eukaryota, Metazoa, Chordata, Mammalia, Rodentia, Muridae.
GAGUGGGCAGCUCUGAAACCUCAGAAGAAAGGCUCGCUCAGGUACCUGGUCUUCCUGCCUCGAUGGAUUACACGAUGGAGCCCAACGUCACGAUGACCGACUACUACCCUGAUUUCUUCACCGCCCCCUGUGACUCAGAGUUCCUCCUCAGAGGCAGCAUGUUGUAUCUGGCCAUCUUGUAUUGCGUCUUGUUUGUGCUGGGCCUUCUGGGGAACAGCCUGGUCAUCUUAGUCCUUGUGGGCUGCAAGAAACUGAGGAGCAUCACAGACAUCUACCUCCUGAACCUGGCCGCGUCCGACCUGCUCUUUGUCCUGUCUAUUCCCUUUCAGACCCACAACCUGCUGGACCAGUGGGUGUUUGGGACUGCGAUGUGUAAGGUGGUCUCUGGCCUUUAUUACAUUGGUUUUUUCAGCAGUAUGUUCUUCAUCACCCUCAUGAGUGUGGACAGGUACCUGGCUAUUGUCCACGCUGUCUAUGCCAUCAAGGUGAGGACGGCCAGUGUGGGCACAGCCCUGAGCCUGAUAGUGUGGCUGGCUGCUGUCACAGCCACCAUCCCGUUGAUGGUUUUUUACCAAGUGGCCUCUGAAGACGGCAUGCUACAAUGUUUCCAGUUUUACGACGAGCAGUCUUUGAGGUGGAAGCUCUUUACCCACUUUGAAAUCAACGCCUUGGGUCUGCUGCUUCCCUUCUCCAUCCUCCUGUUCUGCUAUGUCAGGAUCCUGCAGCAGCUGCGGGGCUGCCUGAACCACAACAGGACCAGAGCCAUCAAGCUGGUGCUCACCGUAGUCAUUGUGUCUUUACUCUUCUGGGUCCCAUUCAACGUGGCCCUCUUCCUCACGUCCCUGCACGACCUGCACAUCUUGGAUGGAUGUGCCACGAGGCAGAGGCUGGCUCUGGCCAUCCAUGUCACAGAGGUCAUCUCUUUUACCCACUGCUGCGUGAACCCCGUCAUCUACGCGUUCAUAGGAGAGAAGUUUAAGAAACACCUCAUGGAUGUGUUUCAAAAGAGCUGCAGCCACAUCUUCCUCUACUUAGGGAGACAAAUGCCGCUGGGGGCGUUGGAAAGGCAGCUGUCCUCCAACCAGCGAUCUUCCCAUUCUUCCACCCUGGAUGACAUCUUGUAAGGGGAGUGUGCAGGGCAGGCAG